Molecule: messenger RNA, 1715 nt
Organism: Zophobas morio
Lineage: Eukaryota; Metazoa; Arthropoda; Insecta; Coleoptera; Tenebrionidae
Product: BTB/POZ domain-containing protein 9-like
Exons: 11
Coding region: 31-1668 (545 amino acids)
Biological process (GO): modulation of chemical synaptic transmission; adult locomotory behavior; circadian behavior
Cellular component (GO): cytoplasm
Molecular function (GO): protein binding
Source: RefSeq, a predicted model, not a curated record
GACAAAUAAAUUGUGUAAAAUCUAUACAAAAUGGUGAAAAGUGACGAAACUGUGACUAUUACAGACACCACCAAGUUGCUCGGAGAUGUCGCUUCACUCUACCUCAACCAGAAAUUUUCUGACAUUAUUUUGCUCGUUGAUGAGCAAAAACUAUACGCUCACAAGGUGAUUUUGGCCGUGAGAAGCGAAUACUUUGAGUCUCUACUAUACGAAGAUCCGGGAAACACAAAACAGGCCGAAAUAACCAUAACCGGUGUGACUUUCGACACUUUGCGUAGUUUGUUAAAAUACAUUUAUACAGGUACCAUCACGAUUUCCUCUGAUGUAGACUCGACCCUUCAGAUUCUAGCACUUGCCCAUCAAUAUUCAUUCGCAGACCUCCAAACUACCAUAAUUAAAAAACUAAAGCCCCUUCUGAAUUUGCAAAACGUUUGCGCCGUCCUCAACACUGCCAACCUUUACGAUUUAGAAGAACUGCUCCAAGCCUGUCAUUCUUUCAUGGACCUUAACGCCUCUGAAGUCGUUGCUAGUGACUGUUUCACCGACCUGUCUCAAAAAUCGAUGAUUAAACUUUUAGAACGCAGUACUUUUUUUGCUCCCGAGAUCGAAAUUUUCAAAAACGUGGCAAAGUGGUGCAAAAUUAACAACGAUGUUGAUGAUUUAGUUAUACAGUGUGUUCGUUUAUCGUCCAUGACUGUCGUGGACAUCGUAACUACAAUCUGGCCUUCGAAAUUAUUCGACUGUGAAAAGUUGUUACAAGCCAUUGCUGAGAUCGUUGGCGUCAAAACAAAACUUUCUAGUUCUAGAGGGUUCUAUCUUUUGGACGAAAAUCUAGCGACUGUUCGACACAAAGCUGAAGUUGUUUCUGGAACAAAUUCAUCUUGGUUGUUGACGGGCGGUGGAAAUGUGGAAAAGUUUGCGUACCACAUGAUAGACGGUAAAAGUGCAAUUAUUGUGAAGCUUGGUGCUCCAUCAUUUGUCAACCACUUCAAAAUGAGACUCUGGGAUGGCGAUACACGCUCUUAUUCGUACUACAUUUCGGUUUCUCUUGAUCAGAAGAACUGGAAAAGAGUUAUCGACUACAGUCGUAUUAGUUGUCGUUCAGACCAAGUUCUGCUUUUUGAUCAGCAAGUGGUUCAGUACGUAAAAAUCGUAGGAACGCAAAACACGUCCAUCAAAGGGUUUCACAUCAUAUCCUUUGAAGCUUAUUUCAAAAAUGACAUACCUACAACCAUAAAUAACAUUAUCUGCCCAAAUUACAAUGUUGCAACUUCAGACAAGAAAGCGAUUGUAAUUAAAGGAGAAAAGCCUUCGGCCUUGCUAGAUGGUAAUUGGCACGAAUAUAAUGGGAGCUCAGGCUAUUCCUAUCAUAAAAUUGGCAGUGGAAAUCUUACCAUACAACUAGCUCAACCGUACAACAUAUCAACCAUGCGACUCUUACUAUAUGAUAACGAUUCCAGACGCUAUAGAUAUUUUGUUGAAACUUCACUUAAUAAUUCAGACUGGGAGAUUGCGGUUGAUCUAAGAAACGAAGAUUCCAGAUCUUGGCAGAAUCUUAGUUUUAAAGAAAGGGCUGUAGUUUUUAUUAGGAUAACAGGGACCCUCAACACUAAUACUGGCAACGACUAUUUCCAUGUGGUUCAUUUCGAAUGUCCUUCCGAGGUGUGAGGAAAACUAACUGAAAACUUGCAGACCACUUACAAGAUUUCUACAAA